This is a messenger RNA of Lepidothrix coronata (blue-crowned manakin), 2710 nucleotides long. RefSeq names its product calcium release activated channel regulator 2B (gene CRACR2B). The record is from RefSeq and is a predicted model, not a curated record. The transcript is spliced from 17 exons. Gene Ontology annotation, molecular function: GTPase activity; GTP binding; calcium ion binding. Bases 228 to 2387 code for a protein of 719 amino acids. NCBI's taxonomy places the organism in Eukaryota, Metazoa, Chordata, Aves, Passeriformes, Pipridae.
UCCAGCACUGUUUAAAUCUGCUCUCAGCCUGUUUGCACAGCUCACUUCAGCCCUGCAAUGCAGAAUACAGAUCUGCAGAAGGAGAAAUCUAGAGCAAUUCAUGCAAAAAGGCUUUAAAAAUGUGGUGGUGUUGCUGAAGAAAAGCUGUCUGGAGGGUGUUAACGUGGCAUCAGUAAGCUGGAAGCUCUUCUGUUUGCCCAUGCCCUGAGGGAAAAGACUUUGAGAAGAUGGAAAACCAGAGGGGAGUGCUCUUGGGAUAUGUCCGCUGGGAAGGAGAAGAGGAAGGGGAUGAGGAGGAUCAGGUGGCUUCUUGUGUUUCUCCUUCCAGCCAAACGAGUAGACUGCAAGAUGUGGAGGUGGAGAUGCUUGAGAAGGCAAGGGAGCUCUUCCAGCUGUGUGACAAGGAUGAGAAGGGUUUUAUCACUAAGGUGGACAUGCAGCGGCUCCAGAGUGAACUGCCCCUAACCCUUCAGCAGCUGGAGACUGUUUUUGACAGCUUGGAACAGAACAAUAAGGGAUACCUGACACCUGUGGAGUUCAGCAUGGGACUAGGGAAGUUAAUAGGGAUUGAAUUGUGUCAAGGGGCUGGGAGAAUGGAUCACUCCAGGCACGAGGAGACCUUUGAGUCAGGCUGGUCAGAUGACUUGGACCCAGCAGAUGACGAUGAAGAGAAACGAUUCUGUUCCAUGAUGGAGCAGCUUGGAGCAGCCCAGUUGUUUGAAGAUCCACAUGAGAUUCGGGAGCUCUGGGCUCGGCUACGAAAGGAGCGUCCAGAGCUCUUAUCCAAUUUUGAAGAAUUUCUAUUGCGAGUUUCAUCAUACAUAAAGGAGGUGAAUCAUGAGAAGGAGUCCAUGGAACAGGCACUGAAGCGGAAGGAGUCAGACCAUGACCGAGAAGUAAGGUGCCUUUAUGAAGAAAUGGAACAACAGAUCAAAGCAGAAAGGGAGAGGCUGGUCUGCCAGGAAGCACUGAGACAUGACAGGAGUAACCUGCUCCAAAAGGAACUACACAACAAAGAACAGGAGCUGGAGAAAAUCCUCUACCGCCAGAAGAAGCUGGAACAUCAGCUGCAGUCACUGAACUCAGAGCAGCUGGAGACCCGGGUGCAGAAUGAAAGGCUCCGGCACCUGAAUGAAAACCUGCUGGAAGAGCUGGAGAAAAGCAAAUGGGAGCUGGAGGCGGUGAAGGGGCAAUUACAGAAGCUUCAGAAAGAGGCUCAGCUUGAGCAAGAGCAGAAGGACAGGGAUGUGUUUAGAGUCUCCAAGAACAUGCAGAAAGAGAAACAAAGCCUCCUUCGCCAGCUGGAGCUCCUCAGAGAGAUGAACAAGAAACUUCGAGAUGAGCGAGACGCUUUUGAAGCCAAGAAGCUGGUGCCUCAGAACAAAAAGCCCCUGUUGAAGAAAGGCUCAGUGCUAGGCAGUUACCUGCUGGACGACAAGCCAGUCAAACGACAACUGGCCUCUGCGGACCUUCCCUUCACCUUCCCAGCGGAUGUGGCAGUGGAAGAACCCAACAGAAAGAACUGUAAAUACUUCCCAGGCAACGGGACAUGGAUGAAGACAGGAGAAGGCACAAACUUUGGAGACAACCCUAGAGACAAGGAGAGAUGGCCCUUGGCAGCAGAUACUGAGUGGUUUAAGAUGACUUUGAAGGGUGACACUGACUGCAGAAAAAAAGCAGAUGGCUUAGAUGCUGCUCCGCUGCCUCCUAGAGCACAGCCUGUUGGCACUGAAACCAGGCUCCAGGCACUGGAACCAGCCAGCUGUUCCCCAGAUCGCAUCUUUAAAGUGGUGUUUGUAGGGAACUCUGGUGUUGGGAAGAGUUCCUUCAUCCACCGCUUCUGCUAUGACAGGUUCUUGGCUGAGCUCAAUGCAACCAUUGGUAUUGAUUACCAGGUGAAGAGUCUAAUGGUGGAUAACACCCAGGUUGCCUUGCAGCUGUGGGAUACAGCUGGACAAGAAAGGUUUCGGAGUAUUACCAAGCAGUAUUUCCGGAAGGCAGAUGGGAUUCUGGUGAUGUACGACAUGACGGCCGAGUGCUCCUUCAUGGCCGUGCGGAACUGGAUGAGCAGCAUCCAGGAAGGUAUCGAGGAUGGAGCUGUGGUCUUUCUGCUUGGAAAUAAAAUGGAUGCUGUGCAGAGAGAGACCCGAAAUGUGCCCAAGGUGGAGGGGGAAAGGCUGGCAAAGGUUACUGACAGCACAAGAAGACAGGCAGAGGGAGAAUGCCCUGCAGCUGGAAGAUAUCGGCAGGAGGAAAGGGUGCUGCACAUAAGGCACAUCAAUGUGUCAGCAAGAGGCAUGUGCCAGCACUGUAUCAUGAAGCUGGGGGUUCCUUUCAAGCAAGCUGAAUCCGAUGGUAUCAGCUCUCCAGAGAUUUGGGGAAGCUGAAGCUUUUCCCAGUCUGUGAAUUUUGAGGCACUAAAUCAGGCCAAAAUGUGCAUAUUAUCUGCACUGUUUCAUUUCCCAACUCUGCAUGCAGCCCUGGUCUCUGGAGGCCUCUGCUUCUUUGGGGGAAUUUGGCUGGUCUUUGCUAAUAGGACAAAGUGGGCCUUCUGUCCUGUUUGCUUCCCUGUAAAGGGAUGAAGUCUUGUUCCUUUUCUCUCUGGUAAAGAACUGGCCUAGCAGCAGAGAGUGGAGGACACAAUGGUUGCUGUCUUAAGUAGAAUUUUAGUGUAAGAGAUAGAGCUAGCCCAAAUUUAAGUUUCUUUAAG